UGAACCCGUAGAGUCAUGCUCUUCGUCGAAUCUGAUAUAGAAAUUCACCAGCUGGUGCCUUUGCAGAUGGACCGAGAGCUGAUAGCACGACCGCCCUCACAUGUCGCGCUUGACACGUUCGCCCGUGACUCACAAGGCGCACGCGUGCCGCCGCCGCAGACCUCAGCUCAACUCCUCGGGCUCCCCGCUGGGCUGGACACGUAUCGUAGACGUGUCACCAUAGAACCAUGGGCAACGCGUGCCCACUACGAAUUAAAGCUACUAGGAGAUAGCCACGUCUCCCCGUGUGUACCCGUGCCGUGCAAGCCCGGCAAUUCGUUGAUCUCCGAAUCUCCCGCCCGUCAGUCUCGAGUCUCCACACCUGAAACGUCUGAGUCCAUGGCCGAGGCCGAAGUCGACGCCAGGGCCACGGCCGACGACGAGGGCCGCGGCGGCAGCAGCAGCAACGUCGCCGAAGACGGGCAGCCGGCUGCGGCGAAGGGGCGCGCGACCAUAUCCGUGACGGUGGUGCUGCUCGCGCUGCUGGUGGCCUCCGUGGCGGCGUUCCUGACGUCGUCGCUGCCGCGCGCCGGCGACGGCGACGGCGAGGGGGUGCAGGGAGCUGCUGGCAGGGCGGGGGAGGUCGGGAAGCGCGCCGAGCCCGUCGAGCACGCCGUCGGCAUCCCGGGGUUCAACAGCCGGCUGGACGCGUUCCGCACCUGGGCGGCGCUGACGUGGAUGAAGCUCCGGCGGCCGCGCUGCUCCGACGAGCCACGGUACGACGACGAUGGUGCCGUCGGCUCUCUGGGGGACGCCGCUAAGAAGAGCUUCGAGAUGGGCAAGGAGACGGUGGAGCAGGCGGCGGCGGCCACGGCGAGGGCCACGCGGGACGCCGCAGAGACGGCCAAGGAGAAGGUGAAGGGAAUAGAUGACGCUGAGCUCUGACUCUUGAGACCAUGCAUGCAUAUAGAGCUGAGCGAGCUCUAUCUGGAUUUCCAGUCCGCUUAGCUUGCUGGUCAAGACGCACAGCAGGUUGUGCUUGUAUAUGUUUGGUCACUUGGUACUAUCUUCACUUCACCUUGAGAUAGAUGUCAAACCUGACGGAGAUGGAUAGAUCAAAGCAAAAGAUGCGAAACAUGGCACAAA
Molecule: messenger RNA, 1125 nt
Organism: Zea mays
Lineage: Eukaryota; Viridiplantae; Streptophyta; Magnoliopsida; Poales; Poaceae
Exons: 2
Coding region: 16-924 (302 amino acids)
Source: RefSeq, a predicted model, not a curated record